Molecule: messenger RNA, 2685 nt
Organism: Phoenix dactylifera (date palm)
Lineage: Eukaryota; Viridiplantae; Streptophyta; Magnoliopsida; Arecales; Arecaceae
Product: hyperosmolality-gated Ca2+ permeable channel 2.1-like
Cellular component (GO): plasma membrane
Molecular function (GO): calcium-activated cation channel activity
Source: RefSeq, a predicted model, not a curated record
UCCUCUUAAAUUUCUCACCAUCCGCCGGAAUCUCUCCCUCCGCUGCCUUCCGAACGAUCCCAAUUCCAAUUUCAAUUCCAAAAUACUUCAAUCUGAAUUAUGAUUUACUAUCGCAAUCGGGAGAUUUUAGGGUUUUGAUCUUAUUCUCUUUGCGGUUUUCCUUCUGCUCUUCGUUUGGCAAAACGGGGAUUCUUUGUUUUUGUGGGAAUGAAUUGGAAGCAUCAAUUGUAGGUGUUGAUGUUGUUUAUGUAUAGAUGAUGCACGGGAAUUUCGCUGACUGAAGACAGGGAUGAAAAUCUAUGCUCUUCUGACAUCUGCUGGCAUCAACAUAGGGCUGUGCGCACUGUUCUUGUCACUAUAUUCUGUCCUGAGGAAGCAGCCUGGGAAUGUUAGUGUGUACUUUGGAAGGAGGCUUGCUCAAGAGCACGGCCGGUACCGGGACUCGUUUAGUUUGGAGAGAUUUGUGCCCUCUCCCAGCUGGAUAGUGAAGGCUUGCCAAUAUACAGAAGAGGAGAUCCUGUCCAUUGCUGGGUUGGAUGCUGUUGUAUUUCUUAGACUAGUUGUUUUCAGUAUCCGUAUAUUUUCCAUUGCUGCUGUUGUGUGUGUAUUUGGAAUACUCCCGUUGAAUUAUUUUGGACAAGAUAUGCAGCAUCAUGCACACAUUCCCUCGGAAUCUUUAGAUGCAUUUACCAUUGGAAAUGUGAAGAUGAGAUCACAGUGGCUUUGGGUCCACUGCCUUGCAUUAUAUAUUGUAUCUUUUUCAGCUUGCGUGCUUCUUUACUAUGAAUAUAAGAGUAUUGCUGGAAUGAGGCUGGUCUAUUUUACUCGAUCACCUCCCAAUCCCAGUCAUUUUACAGUUCUUGUUCGUGGUAUCCCAAAGUCAACUGAAGAACCAUUCACUGUUGCUGUCAAGAAUUUCUUCACAAAGUAUCAUGGAUCAAGUUAUUUAUCACACCAAAUGGUAUAUCGGGUUGGGAAAAUUCAAAAAAUUAUGACAAAUGCAGAGAAGGUUUACAAAAAGUUUGUACACUUGAAAGAUACUGAUUUUGACCAGAGACAUCGACCUCAUAUAUAUAGAUGCAGACUUUGUGGGGGAACGUCGAAUACUUUCCAGUUAUAUCGUAAUGAAUCUGAUCUCAGUGUGAAGAAAACUGAUCUUGGCCAUUCACAUUCUAAUACAGAAGAGAAGGAAUGUGCUGCUGCUUUUGUUUUUUUCAGAACUCGGUAUGCUGCAAGUGUUGCUUCACAAGUUCUUCAAGCAUCAAAUCCGAUGUUGUGGGUCACUGAUUUGGCUCCAGAUCCACAUGAUGUGUAUUGGUCAAAUCUUUGGCUACCAUAUAGACAGCUUUGGAUUCGUCGGAUUGGAACUCUUCUGGCUAGCAUUGUUUUUAUGUUUUUGUUUCUAGUCCCAGUCACAUUUGUGCAAGGAUUAUCUCAACUAGAUCAAUUGCAGCAGAAGUUCCCUUUUUUAAAAGGUAUAUUGAAGAAGACCUUUGUAAGCCAACUAGUAACAGGAUACCUCCCUAGUGUCAUUUUACAGUUAUUUCUUUAUAUUGUCCCCCCUACAAUGAUGCUAUUUUCUGCCUUGGAAGGACCUACUUCUCAUAGUGGAAGGAAAAAUAGUGCAUGUUUGAAAGUCUUGUACUUCACCAUCUGGAAUGUAUUCUUUGUCAAUGUUUUGUCUGGAUCUGUCAUCAGUCAGCUGAAUGUCAUAUCUAGUCCAAAGGAAAUUCCUACGCAGCUUGCUAAAGCUGUACCAAGGCAGGCCACCUUUUUCAUCACUUAUGUUCUGACUUCAGGUUGGGCAAGCUUGUCUUCCGAAGUAAUGCAACUCUUCUCCCUUGUCUGGAACUUCUUUAAGAAAUAUGUAUUUGGGGGGAAGGAUGACCCAGCUUCUGUUCCAACAUUUCCUUAUCACACUGAGGUGCCAAGAGUUCUCUUGUUCGGACUACUUGGAUUCACUUGUUCGGUGCUGGCACCAUUAAUAUUACCUUUCUUGCUGGUGUACUUUUUGCUUGGUUAUGCUGUGUAUCGCAACCAGCUUCUUAAUGUAUACUGCUCAAAAUACGAAACUGGGGGACUACUGUGGCCCACUAUGCACAACACAACUGUCUUUUCUCUGGUGCUUGCACAGAUAAUUGCCCUUGGAGUCUUUGGGAUAAAAGAAUCAUCAGUUGCCUCAGGCUUCACCGUUGUCCUAGUGAUCCUUACACUCCUUUUUAAUGAGUACUGCAGGCAGCGUUUCCAUCCUGUAUUCAAGAGUUUCUCAGCACAGGAUCUUAUUGAGAUGGAUAUAGAAGAUGAGCAGAGUGGAAGGAUGGAAGAAAUUCAACAACAGCUGCAUCCAGCUUACUGUCAAUUUCCACCUUACACACAGGAUGUAUGUGAUGUAGAAAUUGAAGGCCCAAGUGAUGUCGAUGGCCAAGAUAGCUCUAGAGGUUUGGAAAAUGAUUUUUCUCACCCAACACUCCCUGGGUUUCCACUUUCUAGACUGCGGAGAGCUGUUUCAUUGCUCAGUAUUCUUGUAAAACUUCAGAACAGAAGGUCAUUAAAGUAAAGUGCACGGCCUGUUUAGGUCAUCUAGGCACUGUGGUUUGACUAUUUGAGGGCUCUCAUCUUCUUGUGUGUAUAUAUAUUUUUUCCAUCCCUUGUGAAGUUGGUUUCUUAAUCUGAUUAGUGCCUAUA